Molecule: messenger RNA, 3156 nt
Organism: Oncorhynchus gorbuscha (pink salmon)
Lineage: Eukaryota; Metazoa; Chordata; Actinopteri; Salmoniformes; Salmonidae
Gene: rras2
Product: RAS related 2
Exons: 6
Coding region: 242-850 (202 amino acids)
Biological process (GO): signal transduction
Cellular component (GO): plasma membrane
Molecular function (GO): GDP binding; GTPase activity; GTP binding
Source: RefSeq, a predicted model, not a curated record
CUUAAAAACGCAGUGGUUAGCAACGCUGUUGAGGGCGUAUGGACUCGGUCGGCCGUAGGUCAGUGAGCAGCACUGUUAAUUCCUCUAGUCUGGAACAGAUUGUAGACGCAGUAUUCAUUUCAGUCUAAUAGGCUCGCGAUUUUCCUUCGUUCCAUUUUUCAACUGAAGGCCUUUCACUGAAAAGUGGGUGUCUCCUCACUACUGGUGUUCAGACAGCGGCGAGUGCAGAAGUGUGUCCUCGAUGGCAGGGUGGAAGGACGGCUCGGUGCAGGAGAAGUAUCGACUGGUUGUGGUUGGAGGUGGUGGUGUCGGAAAGUCAGCCCUAACUAUACAAUUUAUCCAGUCCUACUUUGUCACUGACUAUGAUCCCACGAUUGAAGACUCGUAUACGAAGCAGUGUGUCAUUGACGAGAGGGCGGCCCGGCUUGACAUCCUGGACACGGCCGGACAGGAAGAGUUUGGAGCCAUGAGAGAACAAUACAUGAGGACAGGGGAGGGCUUCCUGCUUGUCUUCUCAGUCACUGACAGAGGAAGCUUUGAAGAAAUCUACAAAUUUCAAAGACAGAUCCUCAGAGUCAAAGACCGGGAUGAAUUUCCCAUGAUCCUUGUAGGCAAUAAAGCAGACCUGGAGCUUCAGAGACAGGUGACCCAGGAGGAGGGCCAGCAGCUGGCCAGACAGCUCAAGGUGACGUAUAUGGAGGCCUCAGCCAAAAUCCGUAUGAAUGUAGACCAGGCUUUCCACGAGCUGGUUAGAGUCAUCAGGAAAUUCCAGGAACAGGAAUGCCCGCCCUCGCCAGAACCCACGCGGAAAGAAAAGGACAAGAGUGGCUGCCAUUGUGUGAUCGUCUGAGUGGGCCUUAUCACUGUCAGUCACCCAGCUGCUGUCACCAGUCCCGCCUCCUGCCUGACAUGACAUCUUGUAUGGAUGACUGAGUGCUGCCUUCUCCACGUGCAUGACUUCAACAGAGGUUCCUGUGGUAGCAACCAGGAACUGCCCGCCCCCAGACUUCACUUCUAGAAGAAACUGGCAACGCCAAAUGUUAAACUCCUCUUGACCUUCAACAAUAAUCCAAUUCAUAUGAGAAAGUCCUAACACUAAACAUUGCCUCUUAAAUCAGCUAAACAAUAUCAUUUUUUCUAUUCUGAAGAACUUUUUCUUGCCUUGCAGUGACAUUUGUACUUUUUGCUGAGAUUGAAUGAGAAAUAUAUAUAUCCAGAAUGUCAAUGAGAGGUUUACUAGUUACCAGUUUCUCAUCAGAAUAGAGCGGUGAUCUUAUGAAGCUCUGUGUAUGUCAUGUCAUAUCCCUUUUUACUUCCAUGUGCUCAUCCGCUACUGUACAUAAGUGACAUUUGUUGUGAUUUUGAAAACGCAUUUGUAAUGACUUAUUAAAUCGCCACAGUACAGCGUGUAAGGUUGAUGAGUUUGGUUUGACUUCUAUGAACAUAACAUGUAUACAAGUAUGUACACUGUACAGUAUAAACCUAGAUAGCCCUAAAGUUAUUAUGACAACUUAACUUUCCAGCGUCGUCAGCGGAUCCAUUUCUAUGUCUAUGGAUUCUGUACUCAUCUCACUGGCCAAAUAUGGAAUGUUUACUGUAUUUGCAUUGUAAGGUUCAUAGACUGUAGGCUUCUAAUAACAUGAUAUCAAACCUGUUUUAUUUAUUUAGUUGUACAACUCUUCUCUGACUCUUACCUGUUGUUGUUGACUAGCUCAGAGUCAGGUUGGCCUAAUCAGAAUUAAACAUUUUAAACUCUUUAUAUUUUUAAUCUUUGACAAGCAAAGCAGAAGAGACCAUGGGUAGUAUUUAUGUACCUCACUGGUAAUGAUGAAUUUAAUAGCAGAGCAGAAGAGACCAUGGGUAGUAUUUAUGUACCUCACUGGUAAUGAUGAAUUUAAUAGCAGAGCAGAAGAGACCAUGGGUAGUAUUUAUGUACCUCACUGGUAAUGAUGAAUUUAAUAGCAGAGCAGAAGAGACCAUGGGUAGUAUUUAUGUACCUCACUGGUAAUGAUGAAUUUAAUAGCAGACCAGUUUCAGAAAUGUUCCUCUCUGACAUAUCUUUUCAAAUCAAUCCCUCUCAGUUGGAACAUUGAUUUUUGUACCAUCUAUUUGGCUCUCUUUUGGAACGUAGUUAUUACUUAAAGUAGAUAGAGGUAUUGAGCUGUUGAAGCUCACUCAUAUAAACAAACUGUAACUUCAUUUCAAUGACAUGGUUGUUUGUUACACACUGCCUUCAAUUAUUCUUGGAGAUGUGUUCAUGUCCUCCAAGGUUAUUGGUGUGACUCUGGGCCAGUUUGGAGCUGUUUCCAUGACUCCCACAGUCACAUGGAGGUUAUAUCAUUGCCAUUACAUCACCUGACCUCUCACCUUUAAAGUUAACAUCAAGACAAUUCACACAUUUUGUUGUCUUGUCAUCCUUUUCAAUAUGAUCUGUAUUUCUUCUUAAUAGAAACCAAUGAACUAUUGUAGUGUUGUUAUAUCAUCAUGUAAUAUAAGACAAAAAGAAACAUGAAAGUGAUUAUUUGAUGGACUUGAUUAAAUGUUUUUACUUUAUACUUUUAUACAUUAUUUUCUUAUCAAACUAGUUGACAAGUAUUUUUAUAUGUCUGUAAGUGAAUAUGCUCUCACAGCACAGCUGUGUGUAUAUGUAAAGAGGAAUGUAUAAUUCCCUUAGCUGGUUUUGAACUGAAGAAGACUGUAGGCCUACAUUGGUUCUUGACCAACCUGUGGUCCAGAACCUUUCCUCUUGAUUUGAUUAGUCCUCAUUUGGACAAAUCUUCCAAGAGUUUUUGGUGUUGGUGACACAUUUUCCUUGACGAUUCCCCACUAUCUUGCCCAAUGCCUAUACUGCAAAUGUCAACCAAUGUGUUGUUUGAACGCCUCCACUCAGCCCACCUGACCUACUAGCAGGGUGGAUCGUGGGUAGGCCGUUCCCUCUUCUCUUCACUGUUCUCUAGUUCAAUGUUUGGGUCACAGAUUCAUGUGUUCUGCUCAAUGGUGGAGUCUGAAAGUACCACCACCUCUCUUUUGGCAAACUUUAUGUACAGUACAUUCAAUUCAUAUAUUUUAUUUUAUUUUCACGUCCAUGCCCCUUGCCCCAUGUAUAGCUUCUGGUGCUAUAAUAAAAUCUGUCAUUCAGCCAACUAUAAUAGAGAA